UGUUUUUGUGUUUGUGUGUGUGUGUGCGUGUGUGUUUGCGUGCGUGUGCGUGUGCGUGUGUGUGUGUGUGUGUGUCUUCCUUUAGCUGGAAGAAACACGACAAAUGACGAGCUGGAGAGCAUGUUGGAGAGCGACAACCCCGCCAUCUUCACCUCGGGGAUCGUCAUGGACAACAUCACGCAGCAGGCCAUGAAUGAGAUCGAGACGCGGCACACGGAGAUCAUCAAGCUGGAGAACAGCAUCCGGGAGCUGCACGACAUGUUCAUGGACAUGGCCAUGCUGGUGGAGAGCCAGGGGGCGCUGGUGGACAACAUAGAGCACAGUGUGCAGGGGGCCACGGAGUACGUGGGCCAAGCCCACCGCAACAUCCUGCAGGCCAAGAAGACCCGGAAGACCAGCAAGAGGAAGAUGAUCCUGAUAGGUGUUUGUUUGGCCAUAUGUGUGGUGGUCCUGGUCAUUUCCCUAGCGGCGGGGCUCUCAUAGGCCCCCUCGAGGAGCUUCUGGACCCAAAAGCACGGUCCAGGGGCCACAUCACCACCGUGAGGCUCAGAAGGCCCAGGACCCCCAGGGUCUCCUGCCUCGCUCCCCCGUUCAAACACCGGGUAGUGCACUUAAGCUGUGGUACCGAAACAGUAAGCGGCCCUACUCACCUAGCCGCCAUCACGGUGCUAAACGGUAGCUGGUGGUGGAACAGACCCAGCUAGUGCUCAGAACCAAGACAGAGCCGGGAUGGCCGCUAGGGGGUAAGGUCCAUGAAGGUCUUUUCUCAGAGGGCACCGCGGCUCAGACACUGGGGUCGCUAUUAGCGACCGACUUGGAGCCUGGGAGCCCGGCAGCUCCGAAGCCAAGAGACACGUCGAUGCAUGUGAUUCUGUGUUUCUGUAGUCAUGUCGUUUGUCUUGAACCACCAACUGCGUCUGCUGUUGGCUGUUCUGACAAAGUAGCUCUGACGUGAGAGUGCAGAGUAAGUGUCAGUGUGGGAUCAUCAUGCUUGGGGGUGGAGGGGGGCAUUUAUACUUCUGUCAAAUUGUCUGGAGGAAUGCGAUGGGAUUGUACGUCACCACACUACCAAACCAUACGGGGGACUGCGCACAGAGGCUCUGGGGGCUGCGGUCCCUCCAGAAGAACGGCCCCCUCUUUAGGGACUGGGGGGCUGCGGCCCCUCCAGAGCCCGGCCCCCUCUUUAGGGCCUCACAGACCCGACCCCACCAGGGCCGUGGACCAGGAGCACACAGAGCCAGGUCGAGUUCGGAGGCCCUGCAGAUUGUCAACCUUUAGGAGCCACCGAUCUGUUUGUCACGCCAUUUCAGAGCCACAUAAAGAGAAUGGCGGCCCCUCUGCCCGUCACAGACACGACGGGGGUCCCGGUCACGGCCGUCUGCAUGGUGUUCUCGUGAUGCAUGUUGUGGGCUGUCCAUUUGCAAAACUCUGCAUGCUUGCUGCAUGAUGUAAUUCAGUAACAUAGGAAGCCACAGAACCGGAAACAGGAAGCCACGGAACCGGAAACAGGAAACAGGAAGCCACACAAAUACUAAGAGAACAAUUAAGUAGAAGCGAUUAUUUGUUUCAAUCCAGCGUUGACAUUCACAGCUUUAAAAAAUAUUUGAAUUGCCUUUA
Messenger RNA from Gadus morhua (Atlantic cod), 1617 nucleotides. RefSeq names its product syntaxin 1A (brain) (gene stx1a). The coding region runs from base 121 to 483 and encodes 120 amino acids. Gene Ontology annotation, cellular component: SNARE complex; plasma membrane; endomembrane system. Gene Ontology annotation, molecular function: SNAP receptor activity; SNARE binding. Lineage: Eukaryota; Metazoa; Chordata; Actinopteri; Gadiformes; Gadidae. The record is from RefSeq and is a predicted model, not a curated record. The transcript has 4 exons. Gene Ontology annotation, biological process: vesicle fusion; intracellular protein transport; exocytosis.